Drosophila arizonae is the source of this 1880-nucleotide messenger RNA. It is a transcript of the gene Nup50, whose product is annotated as nuclear pore complex protein Nup50. Gene Ontology annotation, biological process: intracellular transport. NCBI's taxonomy places the organism in Eukaryota, Metazoa, Arthropoda, Insecta, Diptera, Drosophilidae. Gene Ontology annotation, cellular component: nuclear pore. The record is from RefSeq and is a predicted model, not a curated record.
AAAUUUUUUGCAAUUAUAUUAAUAACAAAUGGCUGGCAAACGGCAAGCUACAUCCAAUCUGAACCAUGAAAACUGGGAUCAAGAAGACGAGCCAGAGGAGCGCGGCACAUUCCGAACAGCGCCCCCCGAAGAACUAAAAUCACGCGUUAUUAAGAAGGCGACAAGGCGCAAGCCUCUAACCGGCUCAUCAGAAGGCGAAGAUGCCGGCGAAACUCCAAGUAAAACUGUAUUCAGCGGCUUUUCAGGUUUCGGCAAGCCAGCAACAGCUGCUGCAGCCAGCGGCACACCAUUUGCAUUCCUGUCUAAUCUGUCGGCUUCAGCUUCUGCUCCAGCUGUAUCUAAAUCUCCAACUACAACAGUCGCCGAGAAUCCUCCAAAGCCAAGUGGUAUCUUCGCCAAGAAUGAUGUAACAUCAGCUCCACCAGCUAAACAAUCAAAAGGAGAGUCAAAUUUAACAACAAACAUCAGCAACACAGCAUCAACUGUACAAGUAAGCGCAACUCCGUCGAUUUUCGGAAAUACCUUAACUAACGAUGCACUAAAGGCUCCCGCCUCCAUGCUCAAGCCAACUGUGCCUGCCGACAAGUCAGAGGCGUCGGGCAAUACAAUCAACGCCUCUAAAGAAUAUCGUGAUAGUGUCGCCGAAUUGAAUAUGGCUGUAAUGAAAUUUCUGCAGGAGCAUAUGGAUAAAAAUCCGUAUUGUAUAUUGAGCCCAGUGUUCGAGAGUUACGAUAAGUAUGCGAAGGAGUUGCGAGAGAAGGAUGGAAUUAAAUUAAAUGCAGCAAAGACUCCAUUGAAGGCAACAGAUGCAACAGCCACACCAACAACAACAAAGGCAACAGCAACAUCAGCUGCAGCUGAAACUGCAACUACAGUUGCUUCUGCUGGCAGUGGCUUCUUUGGUAAGCCGAGCACAACUUCCACCGAAUCAACGUCAUCAUCAUCUUUGGUAUUUGGUAAACAACCAAGUUGUACCGUAACAAGUGGUGGCACCACAACCGCUGCUACCACACCACUGUUUUCGUUUGGCACCGUGCCACGGUGGGCAGGCACCACACCAACCAAGUCGGAAGCCACAUCCAGCACAGCUUCGCCAGCAAACAUUUUCAGUUUCGGUACCAAGCCAGCAGCCACAGCAGCUGCAGCCGCUGAUAAAGAAGAGCAGCCCAAGAAGGGUUUCUUCUUUGGUGGCGCAGAUCCACCCGUUGUGGCUUCUGCUACAGGUAUCACUCCGCCAAAAUCAAAUGGAUUCACAUUUGGCGUAAAGAAUGACAAGCCGAUCACAUCUGUUUUCUCGGGCUUUCCCAAAUCGAGCAGCGAUACAGCAAUAACAGCACCUAGUGGUUUCUUUUCCAGCAGUUCAAGUUCCGUUAGCUUUGCCAAUGCGAAACCCAAUCCAGAUAAUGCGAAUGCCGACAACAACGAAGAUGAGGAGGAUAAGCCACCAGUUGUGGAGUUCAACAAGGUAGUUGAAGAUGACGCCGUUUACUCGAAACGCUGCAAAGUGUUUGUGAAAAAAGAGAACGAUUUUGUUGAGCGUGGCGUUGGCACCUUAUACUUGAAGCCAGUCAAGGACUCGGAAAAGAUGCAAAUGUUGGUCCGUGCUGACACCAAUCUGGGCAACAUUCUGGUCAAUCUGCUAUUGACUAGUGGCCUACCCUGCAAGCGAAUGGGCAAAAACAAUGUCAUGAUGGUGUGCCUGCCAACGCCCGAGGAGUCAAAGCCGAUGUCCAUGCUGCUGCGUGUAAAAACCGGAGAGGACGCUGAUCAGCUAUACGAGGAAAUUACAAAGCAUACAGUCUGAACCAAUAAUGCAUUCGCUAGAUGAGUGAAUUUUUAACUCACAUUUAUGUUAUUUGAUGAACGUUUAUAUUAACAAA